AUGCUGGUUUUCGUGACAUGCACUUACUUGGCGUCAAACAUGCUCAAUGUGAUCGUCUACACAUGGGAGCUGAUCGACAAGCCAUCACUUAUGUCAGAACAGUUGCGGCCGUUCUACACGCUCUCUUCUGAUCUGGUCUCUCUACUGACGGUGUUAGCUUGUGCUUGCCGUCUUCCUAUCUACAUUGCAUGCAAUGCACGAAUCCGAUGUGAAGUACUGGACGCGCUCAAUAGCUGCGUUCUCUUCAGUACCGGCAAAUAUGGCAAGGUUAGUAGUAGUGCCUAG
This is a messenger RNA of Cooperia oncophora, 285 nucleotides long. The record is from the annotation of a GenBank genome assembly. Lineage: Eukaryota; Metazoa; Nematoda; Chromadorea; Rhabditida; Trichostrongylidae.